Molecule: messenger RNA, 2376 nt
Organism: Anoplopoma fimbria (sablefish)
Lineage: Eukaryota; Metazoa; Chordata; Actinopteri; Perciformes; Anoplopomatidae
Product: F-box only protein 41-like
Exons: 16
Coding region: 1-2370 (789 amino acids)
Molecular function (GO): protein binding
Source: RefSeq, a predicted model, not a curated record
AUGUCUUCCUCUUCCUCCUCCUCCUCUUAUUCCUCCUCUUUCUCGGAGCUGCCCUACUUUUGCCCUCGCUGUGGCGACGAGUUUCGUUUCUCGUCCGUACCCGAGCUCCGGGCUCACCUGGUCAGCCGACACACCUACGAGACCCUGCUGGUGCUGUCGCAGGCCCGGGUCAGAAGCUCCAGAUCUGGUGUUCUCCUCCCACUCCCAGCCCAAGCUGUACCCCAAAGACAGAGCUCCUCUCUGGGCAUGGAACCCCCCAGCCUCCCCCUGCCUCUGGCCUGCCUGGACCUGGCCCCGUCAGCGGCCUCCGUCCAGCUGAUCAGGGAAAUGUUCGGACCUCCGGAUCGAGCCCACCGCUCUCCUGCGGGACAUCCAGAGGAGCCCUCCACCGCUCUGGCCCUCCCCGGCUCUCUGGAGCUUUUCCCCGGGGAGGCGGGGGUCCAGCUGGAGUUUGGUCUGGUGGGGGUCGCGCUGGAGGAGAGACUGGGGCUGGGCCUGGAUCGUAAAAUCGCCCGGACGUUUGUGGAGGUGGAGGAGAGGGUGAACCGCCGCAUGGGUCGACUGAAGGUGGAGCUCCAGAGGAGGGAGGCGGAGCUAGAGCGGGAGAGGCGUGGCGGGGAGCGACUGAAGAGCGAGAAACAGGAAGUGGAGGAGAGGGCGGCGUACCUGUCCAGACAGGUCUCUGCUGCCGUGGAGAUGAUGGAGCGACUAAAGAAAGAUCUGGAAGGAAAAGACAAAGAGCUGCAUGAACGACAACAGGAGAUGGUGGACAUCGAGUGUUUCCUGAGAGAGACUGCAGAGAAAGAGGCCGAGGCUAAAUCCAGACUGCAGGUGUUCAUCGAGACGCUGUUGGAACGAGCCGACCGUGCAGAGAGACAGUUGCUGCUGUUCAGCUCACACACACAUCACAACCGCUACACACACGCCGACCCGUACACAACCGCGGAGGGAUACGCGCCUGCACCGGGCCGAGGGGGGCGCAGUCUGGACGCAAGCACCGACGACGUCAUCGCCGACAAGAUUCAGGGAACCAUCGGCAACCGGAGGAGUUACAGUGUCUCAGGCUCCUACCAGCUGGGAGAGCAGCUGUACAGCCAACAUCCCUACAGUGGACUGACUGGUCGUAUGCGGACCUUGUCUCUGGGUUCAGGUGGGUGGGACGGUGAGGGGGGGCCGGUCCACCUCCACCCUCACCUCUACGCUCCACCCUGGACUAGACGGGAGAGAGAGAGACAGUGGGAGGUGGAGGACGAGGAGGAGGGAUUCUGGAGCAGCGCUGAGAUGAGGAGGCUGGUGUUCGCCAGGACGCACACACCUGGUUCAGAAGCCCCCUCCUCCCUCCGCUCCACCCCCUCCCGUCGUCACGACGACAGACAGCUGGGGGCGGACACCCUGCGGCUGAGGGCGGGGCUAUUCUGCGUGCUUCCUUAUUUGGACGUGCGCUCCCUGCUGCACGCCGCCGAGGUCUGCUCUGAUUGGCGGUUUGUCGCCAGGCACCCGGCGGUUUGGACACGCCUCCGUCUGGAGAACGCCAGAGUGUCGGCCGAGUUCCUGACCACUCUGUCUCAGUGGUGCACUCAGACUCAGACUGUGGUUCUGAACAACCUGAAGCCUCGAAGCAGACGAGCCGACGAGACACGAGAGGAUUACCACAAGAACACACGGGGCAGCGUGGAGCCGGGGGUGGAGGCCCUGCUUCAGUCAGCAGGGGGCAGUCUGCUCCACCUGUCUGUCUCUCAGUGUCCUCACAUCCUCACUGACAGAACGCUGUGGCUCGCCAGCUGCUACAGCCGGAGCCUGGAGACGCUCACGUACAGGAGUUCAUCAGACCCUCUUGGUCAUGAGGUUCUCUGGGCCCUGGGUGCGGGCUGCAGGAACAUCCGCAGCCUGCAGGUGGCGCCGGCUCACCCCUGCCAACAACCCACUCGCUUUGGAAACCGUUGCCUGCAGACGAUUGGUCGAUGCUGGCCACACCUCCUCUCUCUCAGUGUGGGCGGGGCCGCCUGUGGGACUCAGGGAUUGGCUGCUUUGGUGCACACCUGUGCUGACCUGCAGGUGUUGGAGUUGGAGCGUAUUACCGACCUCAGCCUGCAGGCGGCGACGGAGCUCUGUGAAGGAGGACUGAGGAGUCUGGAGACGCUGAUCCUGACGCACACGCCCGUCAGCGGUCAGGCCAUCCUGCACUUCCACAGUAUGUGUGCAAACCUCAGAUCUAUAACAGUCGAGGCCUCUGUGUCCGAUUACUUUGUUGAGCCCGACACUCAGGAGGCUCGACAUCUGUUUGGAGAAAUACUGAACACACUGAAGGUUCUACAGAAACGUCCCGGACUGUGUGACGUCCUGCAGGUGAAAGCUGAAGGACUCUGCUGACCUCUG